GGCAAACCUCCCUUGGAGAGGCCGGGGAACGCCCACAGGCCACAGAACCAACAACGCUCAUCCACACAUCAAGCCUGGAACCUAUUCUACAUCAGGACAAAGGCCCUGAGAAAUGUGACCCCAGAACUUGAUUCUUACGGCCAGAGAGGGGUGAGAAACCCAACAUGUUCACUCGAACAGUCAGAUAUGACGCUUCUAUCCAGACUGGAUAAUGCAUUCCUGCAUAUUUUCAUCUUCGGAACAGGUGGUUUGAGAUGCAAACGAAGCACUAAGUGUCAGAGCCGUUUCCUAGCAGUGGCUAUUUUGCAGGCGUUACCAUGGCACCAAUUCAACAGUGUUCUCAGAGGCGGCCGCACCUCAGCAAGGUCUUUCUAACUCAGGGCAGCAAAGUUCAAGCACACCGACAGACGCCAACCAUGGAGAAGCCCUGCACCCACAGCAGGAGGUGACUCUGUGCGGUACAGCUGCCUUCUGAGGCUCCUGGGCACGGGGAGCUUAGAGAGGGGGAAAAAGAACCUGGACCGUCUCCGAGAGCACCUGCAGCGGGAGCCAAGCCUGGAGACGAGAUGACGGAUUGCGGCUAGAAGACAAAGGAAAGAGCCAUGGAGCCGUUAUUUGAGGAGUACCUAGGAAAUCGCGGAACAAUAGUGAAACCUUACUACUGGCUAAGCUUCUCUCUAGAUUGCUCCAGUUGUCCUUACCAUAUUCGGACAGGGGAAGAAGCGCGAGUUCCCUACACAGAGUUCUAUCAGAUUUUUGGAUUCCCUUAUGGGCCAACACAUCCUCACACCAAGCACCUCACGUUCUACGAGCUGAAAACUUCCAGCGGGAGCCUGGUGCAAAGGGGGCACGCCAGCAGUUGCACUGCGAACAACACUCACCCAGAAUCGAUGCUGUUUGAGACGCAUGGGUACCUGGACGCGGCCGUCUACAACAACGACGGCAUCAGGCACAUCGUUCUGUACUCUAGCAGCUCCCCGUGCAACGAGGCUGACCACUGCUGUGUCAGCAAAAUGUACAACUUCCUGACCGCGUAUCCAGACGUCACUCUGAGCGUUUACUUCUCUCGGCUCUAUCACACCGACACUGAUUUUCCGGCCUCGGCGUGGAACCGUGAAGCUCUCCGGAGCCUGGCGAGUCUGUGGCCGAAGGUCACUCUGAGCCCAAUCAGUGGUGGGAUCUGGCACUUUCUCCUCGACAACUUUGUGAGCGGUGUUUUCGGAUCCACUGUCUUCCAGCCCAUUCUAACCAGGAGAGCGCUGGCUGACAGGCACAAUGCGUAUGAAAUCGGCGCCAUAACAGGGGUGAAACCUUAUUUCACCGAUGUUCUUUCCCAGACAGGAGAGGGCCAGAACGUGACCGCUCAGGCGGCUGCGGAGAGCUACACCUUCCACAGCAUCUUUCCUGGACAGUCUCUUCCAGUGACAAGUGCACAGCCACAGCCCAGCCUGACACCAGACCUCAGGGUCCCCGUCGUCUUUGUGCUGGUGCCUUUCCGAGACCUACCCCCCAUCCAUGCCGGUCUCAACCCGUACAAGCCCAGGAAUGUCGUCAGGCACUUGAACAUGCCCCAGGUGCCAUUCCGGGAAACCAAGGACCUCAGGAGGCCGGCCACCGCGAUGUCAGUGGAGACAGCGGAACUCACAGACCAGUCUGCAAGUAACGAGGCAGACGGAAAGAAAAAGAAAAGCAAACGGAAAAAAUAACAUCGACAUUCUGACACCAUAAGACCAAACAAAUUACCAGAGGACUUACACGAUAACCAACAAAAAUCUGGAAACUUUCUCUCUCAGGUGUGAGCCAAGGUGGCGAUGAACUGAUACACCAAAGGCAAAACCUGGAUUAUUUACCAUCUCAACUGUCAUAAAGCUAUGCUAUUCUAGGCCUCAUCCAAAACGUUUCCAUAAGCAACUUAAUAUCUUUCCUUUAUUUUGAAAGUGGCAGGAUCAAAGGGAGCCAUUAGUACCUUGCCAAUAUUUUGGUGUGAAAAAGACACUGUCACCACUCAGGUCUGCUCAUGUCAUCUUUCCAUUAAAAAGGCCUGUGGACUAAAUGGCUUCCUAAACGGGUUUCGGCAUAAAAUUUUACUGUAAACUUGGAAAACAGCCUGAAGUUACUGGCAUUGAGUGCUGUUUGCAAAAGCAAGUCAAUGCUUUUCCACUAACUGUUCAUUGUGGACAGAAGAUUUUAGGCAGCCCAUUUUUUUCUAAAGUGGUUCGAAAUAGCUUCGUGUGGGGAAAAAGCUCUUCUGCUAAUUGAGCAGAUACAGCUACGAAAAUCGAUGUUUGAAAUGCAGCCACCUGCUCGGCAUGAUCUCUCCCAGCCCAGGCCUCUCCUGCCUGAGCGGACGGCAGUGGCAGCGAGGGUGGCACGUGCGACUCUCCGGAGGCUCCUUCCGCCUCGUGCCGGAGAGACCCAAGCCACUCUCGCUGGCUCUCAAGUCUCCUCCCCUGCCUUCCUGUGGCCCCGGCUCAUCCGCAACAUUGUAAGUUCCUAUGGGUCCGGUACUGUCUCCUUUCUUUAGUUUCCCUAUAGGAUCUGGCACAAUAUCUGGGCAAAAUACGGGUGGCAAGGCUGUGAAUCUACGCCUCGAAACUACCAGUCACUGCUCCCCGCCAUUCUUCUCCAUUCUAGCCAGGUGGCCACGUAGCUGUCCUGCCGCGGACACAUUUUUUGGUGGUUGUCAGCGUCCGCUCUUCCUUCUGAGAUGGCCCCCAGUGCAUACCGGUAAUUUGUUUUACUUCCUUUUUUCUGAGCACUUUUUUUCCCACCAAGGCAUAUCUAUACCUUCUCUUAAAGCCUUGUUCCAAACA
Molecule: messenger RNA, 2813 nt
Organism: Phyllostomus discolor (pale spear-nosed bat)
Lineage: Eukaryota; Metazoa; Chordata; Mammalia; Chiroptera; Phyllostomidae
Gene: APOBEC4
Product: apolipoprotein B mRNA editing enzyme catalytic polypeptide like 4
Exons: 2
Coding region: 603-1706 (367 amino acids)
Source: RefSeq, a predicted model, not a curated record